This is a messenger RNA of Nilaparvata lugens (brown planthopper), 792 nucleotides long. RefSeq lists its product as uncharacterized. The record is from RefSeq and is a predicted model, not a curated record. The coding region runs from base 171 to 539 and encodes 122 amino acids. Lineage: Eukaryota; Metazoa; Arthropoda; Insecta; Hemiptera; Delphacidae. The transcript is spliced from 3 exons.
CAAUAUCAGUAAGUAUCAAAAGAUCGGAACGUCCCUAAAAUCUUUGCAAUAUUGCAACUUAGUGGUACUUAUCAGAAGACUAAUAAAUUUUGUUGAAAAAUCUUCCAGGAUUUUUCAAAUUAAAAAUUCUAUUACGUUCAACUUUAAAUCUGCAGAGCGCCAAAAAAAACAUGCAAAAUGAGAUGGCGUCAGUAAAACAGGAGAGUGAUAGUAGUCCUAAUAACAAUGGCAACCGAGAAGCAGGUAGCAGAAAUGCAUGCUCUCCAACUGAUGAGUUGGCCGACAAUGAAGAAUACUCGGCACUUACUUUUUGUCAAAUAUUCAUCAAAGAAGAACCUUAUGAUGCAGGAGUUUUAGAAGAGGACUCCAGCACACUGCAGAAGAAACCAGUGAUUUGCCACUCUAUCAACAGAACAUCUGACCAAAGUAAUGAAACUAAAGUAGCUGAACUGGAAAUAGAUGGAUCAAACUCAAUAUUUCCGGAGGGAAAAUUUACUGAACCAAAUGAUGAAAUAAAGAUAGAAGAAAGGUUUGGGUAACUUCUACAGAUGUCGGCACUGUAGCUACACAACUCGCCGGUCUUAUAAUUUGAGAAUACACCUUAGAAUACACAAAGGAGAAAAACCUUACAGCUGUAGCUCUUGUAUUUAUAAGUCAACUACUAUGAGUAAUUUAAAGAGACAUGAGAGGUUGACACAUUGUACUAAAAUGAAAACACAACCUUUAAGAAACAUUUAUUGAACAUAAUAUCAUCACACACAUAAAGUUGUGAGCCCUUAUUAUUGUGAGUUC